Molecule: messenger RNA, 1041 nt
Organism: Saccharomyces mikatae IFO 1815
Lineage: Eukaryota; Fungi; Ascomycota; Saccharomycetes; Saccharomycetales; Saccharomycetaceae
Gene: AIM39
Product: Aim39p
Exons: 1
Coding region: 1-1041 (346 amino acids)
Source: RefSeq, a predicted model, not a curated record
AUGAUUCGGUUCACGAUUCUACGUAAUACUAAGACAUCUCUUCUUUCUACGAGUAAUAUAUGUUUAUCAUUUGCCCAGGUGUCCACUAGUAGUCUAAUUUGGUCCAAUACUUUGAAUAGCACUGUUAUAACUAAAAACCCAAUAGUGCUAGCACCAAAGAGACAUGUUCAUGAUGGAAAGCAUUUUUUUACGACACCACAUCAACAACAGCAGACGAAGUUAGGGGAAACUGAAGAGGGAACUCGUCGCAAUAUAAAAGAAGAGGAUUUGAAAAGCAUUGGCCAAGCAAUAACACACCAACGAAACAAACGCCGAAAACAAAUAUGGUCUGCUGUGUUUGGGGGUAUAUUCGGCGUAAUAAUAGGAUAUUCAGUAAUCUAUAAAGUGAUAUAUUUAAAGGAACAAAGCUUCUUACCAUUGUUUCCUUCAUCCAAGAUACGUAAAUUAAGUGCAAGAGAUUUGAAAAAGGUUGACGUAAACCAGGUACAAAAGCUUUCUAAAUUAAGAGUUUUAGAAAUAUUAUCCGGCCAUGACAUGAUUAAAGAACAAUAUGGAGUGCCAUUAUUAGAUAAAGACGGAAGCUCACCUAGAUUAAAUGAAUUCAGCAUGUGGUGCGAAGACCAAGAUCCAUGUGUGACUGGUGUUGUAAUGGAGCCAGAUGAUCAAAGAAAUAGCUCACACACUUGGUAUAGAAUACCUUUAGUUUGUAAAUGGAGGAUAACGCAUCGGCCAAUAAGCAUACGCGGGACCAUCGACGACUUAUUGAACCGCAUUGGAUUAGAAACAGCGGAUUUAUUCGAGAUUAUAUCGCCUGAGCGAGUAUACGGAUCGUUCAAGUACGAAUACCCGCUACAGGGGGACUCUCAUGCAUUGCACCUCUGGUUCCAUGGCGAGAUCGAACUGGAUGAUAAUUCAUUGAUUGUAUAUAACGGGAAAUACCAUGUUGAUGUUAAACUGCAAGAAAUCGACCUUUUCAGGCGUGAAAAGAAUGGGCAAUUAGUGCAGUAUGUUCUGUUUAAAAACAAUCCCGUGAACAGAUAA